This is a messenger RNA of Tauraco erythrolophus (red-crested turaco), 2227 nucleotides long. NCBI's taxonomy places the organism in Eukaryota, Metazoa, Chordata, Aves, Musophagiformes, Musophagidae. The record is from RefSeq and is a predicted model, not a curated record.
GAUGCUGAGAAACGAACUCCUCUUCACGUUGCGUCAUUCCUGGGAGAUGCGGACAUCAUUGAGCUUCUCAUUUUGUCAGGCGCUCGUGUUAAUGCCAAGGACAAUAUGUGGCUGACUCCUCUCCAUCGGGCAGUUGCUUCAAGAAGUGAAGAAGCAGUGCAGGUAUUGAUUAAGCACUCGGCUGAUGUCAAUGCCCGGGACAAGAACUGGCAGACACCGCUGCAUGUGGCGGCUGCAAACAAGGCAGUGAAGUGUGCGGAGGUCAUCAUCCCCAUGCUGAGCAGCGUCAAUGUCUCUGACCGAGGCGGGCGGACGGCAUUGCACCAUGCAGCUCUGAAUGGCCACAUUGAGAUGGUGAACUUGCUCUUAGCCAAGGGAGCAAACAUCAAUGCUUUUGACAAAAAGGACAGAAGAGCUCUUCACUGGGCAGCCUACAUGGGUCACCUGGAAGUUGUUGCCUUACUGAUUAAUCAUGGUGCAGAAGUGACUUGUAAAGACAAGAAGGGUUACACCCCACUUCAUGCAGCUGCAUCCAAUGGGCAGAUUAACAUUGUGAAACACCUCCUUAACCUGGGGGUAGAGAUUGAUGAAAUGAAUAUCUAUGGAAAUACUGCACUUCACAUUGCCUGCUACAAUGGUCAGGAUUCUGUUGUUAAUGAGCUGAUUGACUAUGGUGCUAAUGUAAAUCAGCCUAAUAAUAAUGGAUUCACUCCCUUGCAUUUUGCUGCUGCCUCCACUCACGGAGCAUUGUGUCUUGAACUACUAGUGAAUAAUGGAGCAGAUGUUAACAUUCAGAGUAAGGAUGGGAAGAGCCCGCUGCACAUGACAGCUGUCCAUGGGAGGUUCACGCGGUCGCAGACCCUCAUUCAGAACGGAGGGGAAAUCGACUGUGUUGAUAAGGAUGGUAACACCCCUCUGCACGUGGCUGCAAGAUACGGACAUGAGCUUUUGAUUAACACCCUCAUAACCAGCGGAGCUGACACUGCCAAGUGUGGGAUCCACAACAUGUUCCCUUUACACUUAGCAGCGCUGAACGCUCACUCAGACUGCUGCAGGAAGUUGUUGUCAUCGGGCUUUGAAAUAGACACCCCUGAUAGUUUUGGAAGAACGUGCCUCCACGCUGCCGCUGCAGGAGGUAAUGUUGAAUGUAUAAAACUCUUGCAAAGCAGCGGAGCAGAUUUUAAUAAGAAGGACAAAUGUGGAAGGACACCUUUGCACUAUGCAGCUGCGAAUUGUCAUUUCCACUGUAUUGAGACACUGGUGACAACAGGAGCCAAUAUUAAUGAAACAGAUGACUGGGGACGCACCCCUUUGCACUAUGCUGCUGCUUCCGACAUGGACCGAAAAAAGAGUAUUUUAGGUAACUCCCAUGAAAAUGCUGAAGAACUUGAAAGAGCCAGUGAGAUGAAGGAGAAAGAAGCUGCAUUGUGUCUAGAGUUCCUUCUACAGAACGAUGCCAAUCCGUCCAUCCAAGACAAAGAGGGGUACAACACUGUGCAUUACGCUGCUGCAUAUGGUCACCGGCAGUGUUUGGAACUGCUUCUGGAGAAAACCAACAAUAUGUUUGAGGAAUCUGAUUCUGCAGCUACGAAAAGUCCUUUGCAUUUAGCUGCCUAUAAUGGUCAUCAUCAAGCCUUGGAGGUACUUCUCCAAUCUCUGGUAGAUCUGGAUAUUAAGGACGAGAAGGGACGCACUGCUUUGGACCUGGCUGCCUUUAAAGGACAUGCAGAGUGUGUGGAAGCUCUCAUCAGCCAAGGUGCUUCUGUCACUGUAAAAGACAAUGUCACCAAAAGGACCCCUCUCCAUGCCUCAGUCAUUAAUGGCCAUACACCUUGUUUACGGUUGUUGCUGGAAGUUACAGACAACCCUGACGUGACAGACGCCAAAGGACAGACCCCACUAAUGCUGGCAGUGGCAUAUGGGCACAUUGAUGCUGUUUCUUUACUACUUGAAAAAGAAGCAUCUGUAGAUGCUGCUGAUCUCCUGGGAUGCACAGCUUUACACCGAGGGAUUAUGACUGGGCAUGAAGAGUGUGUUCAGAUGCUGUUGGAGAAAGAAGUGUCUAUCUUAUGUAAAGACGCCAGAGGCAGAACACCUCUGCACUUCGCAGCAGCGCGGGGUCACGCCACGUGGCUGAGUGAGUUACUGCAGAUAGCGCUGUCGGAGGAGGACUGCAGUUUCAAAGAUAAUCAGGGCUACACACCACUGCACUGGGCUUCUUACAACG